UGCAGCGCGCAGGGCGUAGAGCACUUCCUCGUCAACAUGGCGGCUCCUAUGACACUGCUGCUGAUUGUAGCCGUUACGAUCCGCGCCGUCCUGUACCGGUCCGGUGUGGCGGACCUGGUCUCGGAGCGAGUGGAGGUGGUGUCUCCGCUGACCGCCUGGAAGAGAGUCGUGGAAGGUUUGGCUCUGCUGGAUUUGGGAGUCUCACCGUAUUCUGGAGAUGUUUUCCACGAGACUCCUCUCAUCAUCUACCUCUUCCACUUCCUGGUGGACUACGCAGAGAUCACAUUCAUGCUGGCGGACGUGAUCACCGCGGUGGCCCUCUACAUGGCCGUGAAGGACUACAACAAACAAGUGUUCAGGAAGCAGAAGUACGCGCUGGAGGCUGACCGCUACCCGCUGGACUGUCUGGAGCUCAUCAGGAGCCCCGGAGAAAUGUACUACAUCCCCCUGAAGGUGGCCAUGUGCUACCUUUUGAACCCGUUCACCGUCCUCUCCUGCGUCGCCAAGUCCACCUGCGGCCUGAACAACGCCGUCAUUGCCCUCUUCAUCCUGUCCACCGUCAAAGGCAACAUGCUGCUGAGCGCCAUCUUUCUGUCUCUGGCCACCUACCAGUCCAUCUACCCCCUGACCCUGAGCGCCGCCGCACUGCUCUACCUGAUGCAGCGUCAGUACAUCCCGGUGAACGUCCGGCGGUUCAGCUUCUGGUGGUUCGUGGCUCAAUACGCCUUCAUGUACCUGGGCAGCCUGCUGGUCCUGGUGGGCCUGUCCUUCUUCCUGCUGGGCUUCUGGGACUACCUUCCCUCGGUCUACGGCUUCAUUCUCUCGGUGCCGGACCUGACCCCCAACAUCGGCCUCUUCUGGGAUUUCUUCGCCGAGAUGUUCGAACAUUUCCGCCUCUUCUUCCUGUGUGUCUUCCAGAUCAACGUCUUCUUCUACACCCUCCCUCUGUCCAUCAAGCUCAAAGAGCAUCCGGUGUUCCUGAUCUUCAUGCAAUUGGCUGUGAUCUCCAUCUUUAAGUCUUACCCCACUGUGGGAGACAUCUCUCUCUACCUGGCCUUCCUCCCCGUGUGGAGUCACCUGCACAGAUUCUUGAGGAACAUCUUCUUGGUAUCCUGCGUCCUGCUCGCCUGCUCUGCUCUGUUCCCGGUCCUCUGGCAUCUCUGGAUCUACGCCGGUAGCGCCAACUCCAACUUCUACUACGCCAUCACGCUGCUGUUCAACGUGGCGCAGAUUCUGCUGGUGUCGGAUUAUUUCUACGCCUUCCUGAGGAGAGAACACCAUCUCAGCUACGGCCUCUACCUGAAGAGGAAAGACGGCUCCGAAGCCACGCUGGUGCUGAAAUAAAAAGUCCCCCGGCAGCUGGAGCCACAGCUGGAGGUCUUGCGUGGACCUCAAAGGGAACAAACCCAAACUGAGGAGGAUCAGGGGCCUUCACAGCGUCUGUCUGGUACGACGUCAACUGCAAAGAAGUCCCAACACGCUACAUGAACACACUAUCGUGCAGAGACGUAACCGCAAUGUGCAGAUCAACACAUUUUCCCCCAACAAAUCCCACGACAACUGUGCUUUGUGUUCCUUUUCUGAAGCGCUCUUAUUUUGAAGCGUCACUUGCACCUCGAGCCUGUGGGCUGCACGGGGGACGCUCUGAAGUCACAAGACUUACACGAGUCAUCUUCUGCUUUGGUUCCUGUUGACCACUAACGCAUUCAAAGGCCUCACGGGGGCGAGGACUGCUCAUGUACAUAAUACUCAUCUGAGUACUUUAUACAAACAUCUUUCUUUUGUUCUCCCCUGCAGUUUAGAUUGUUUCUUUCUGCAUUGCAUUGUGGGAGUAUGUUGACUCCACACUGACUCUUUGACAAUGCUGCUUAAGAUUACUGGAAACAAUAAUGUGAUAAACUAUUACAGAUAAUUGUCUGAUUGGAAUUAAUUUACACUUUUCUAAAUAAACCCUGAUGAGACGUGUUGGGACAUUUUAAUAUGUGUCCUCUGAUGGCCACAGACAUUUGUUUCAUAAUUGUGAAAAUAAUUCUGCCUUACAAAAAAAUGAUCCCUUGAAAUGAUUUCUACAUUACGGGCUAAUUAUUUAUUUGGUGUUCAUGUAAAAUUACAAACAUUAACCAUGUGGGUGUUAAUUUAUUCGCUCUUUUCUGAUGCUUUGUAUUUGUGUUGACAAGCUCUUCUGUGGUAUUUGAUGAACAUAUGAAUGUGAUGUUUUUUGUUACAGAUAUUAAAAUGGUUUGAACUGGU
Gasterosteus aculeatus aculeatus (three-spined stickleback) is the source of this 2250-nucleotide messenger RNA. RefSeq names its product phosphatidylinositol glycan anchor biosynthesis, class U (gene pigu). Gene Ontology annotation, cellular component: GPI-anchor transamidase complex; membrane. The record is from RefSeq and is a predicted model, not a curated record. Lineage: Eukaryota; Metazoa; Chordata; Actinopteri; Perciformes; Gasterosteidae. Gene Ontology annotation, biological process: attachment of GPI anchor to protein.